Messenger RNA from Alternaria postmessia, 1776 nucleotides. RefSeq lists its product as uncharacterized. The coding region runs from base 1 to 1776 and encodes 591 amino acids. Gene Ontology annotation, molecular function: hydrolase activity. The transcript has 3 exons. The record is from RefSeq and is a predicted model, not a curated record. NCBI's taxonomy places the organism in Eukaryota, Fungi, Ascomycota, Dothideomycetes, Pleosporales, Pleosporaceae.
AUGGCUUCGCUCGACGUAGCUUCGUUGUUGUGCGAACGUGUUGUGUCAACCUUACUUUCCCACAUUGACGCCAUCAUGGGCCAACACAACAUGGCUCAGCGCCUUCUUACCACAGUCACAUUGCUCACCAGCCUGUCUGGCGUCUCAGCUUCAUACAACACAUCCGAAGUCACGCUUCCCGGCUAUGGCACUUUCCUCGGCACGACAGUCUCGCAGACUUUGACCAAGAAACCUCUACCACGCACUGUAGACGCAUGGCUCGGAAUCGAUUAUGCUUCUCAGCCCGUUGGAGAAGGGAGGUUCGCGCCUGUUGGGGCGCCAGAGCCUUUCGAUGGUGUUAAGAAUGCAACGAGCUAUGGAUACUCGUGUUACCAGGAUCCAUUGGAUAUUACGUACGAGAUGGAUGAGGCGUGUUUGAGCAUGAACGUCUUCCGACCGCAGGGUGUUGGCGCGCACGAGAAGUUGCCUGUGCUGAUCUGGAUACAUGGUGGUGGUUUCGUUGCUGGUAGUGCUAGGAGUUUCGAUGGCCCAAGUUUCGUGGCUAAUUCAAAGGAGCCGUUGAUCGUUGUCAACUUCAACUACAGAGUAAACUCUUGGGGUUUCCUCCCCUCUCCAGUCUUUGAGCGCGAAGGACUUCUCAACCUGGGUCUUCGAGAUCAGGAGACCUUGUUCAAAUUCGUUCAAAAGUACAUCUCCGCUUUUGGAGGCGACGCUUCUCGCGUCACCAUUGGAGGUCGUUCCGCUGGUGCGCACUCAGUUGGCAUCCACCUGUUCCACAACUACAACACCACUGAGGGCGCCGCACCACUCUUUUCCCAAGCUCUUCUCCAAUCCGGCAGUGUGACCGCUCGAGCGUUCCCCAACGCAUCUUACCCACUGUACCAAGAGCAGUUCUCGCGAUACCUAGGUCUUACAGGUUGCAGCGCUGUGGCCAACAGCACCGAUACCAAAAUCCUCAGCUGUUUGCGUUCUGUCCCCGCUGCUGCCAUUCAGAACGCUAGCGCUCUGAUAUGGCGCGCUUCUGAAUAUGCCAUCACAUGGCCAUUCCAGCCCACCCGUGGUGGCCCCCUUCUCGAACAAGCCGGCUCAACUUCCGGAGUCAACGGCCAAUUCUACCGCAUCCCCACCAUCACGACCAACGUCCCUGAUGAAGCAAAGUACUAUUCACCCGGCGACAUUGAGACCAAUGAUGAAUUCCUUGCCUUCAUGAAGAACCUGAUCCCCGGUCUCACACCCGAAGACCUCUCUGAUCUUGAGGAGCUAUACCCCGACCCCACAGGAUUGGACAGUGGGCCAUACGUCCACAGCUCCAACUCCACUCAAUACAACCGUCUCUCGGCCGCCCUAACAGACUACAUGUACGUUUGCGCCGGCCAAGAAACUGCUCUCCGUAUGUCCGCUGCCGACGUACCGGUGCAUAAGAUGGUCUUCGCUACAAACAACACGUUCCCCACUUGGAAGGGAAUACCUCAUACCGCCGACACAAAGUACACUUGGGCUGAGCCAGCCGGUGCUGGCGGUGUUCAGUACCCCGAAGUCGGCAAGGAGUUGUUGAAUGCUUACUUUUCCGACUUUGUUGCGUUAGGUGAUCCAAAUGCCGGCAACAGGACAGGUGUGCCAUACUGGCCGCUCUAUGCGGAUGAAGGUGAGGGUAAGCCCGGGUUGCAGUUGAGGAUGGAGCCUUUCGGUAACACUAGGGUUGAAGGGGAUGGGAUUAGGAGGAAGCAAUGUGAGUGGUGGAGAGAUGAGAGCAAGGCUGCGAGACUUGAAAAGUAG